UUUAUUCUCAUCAUUCAAAGUGGAGAUGGCGGAGUUGAUCAGCCACCCCGCCAAAGAAGGCGGAAAAUCAUACCCGAAUCGAGCACUCGAUCUUCGCCUCAUUGAAUCUUAUUCUGGCCUGCUACAAUAUUAUCUUGUAGGACUGUACUCUUCGUUAUGCUCGAUACAGUCAGUCGACGGACUGUUGACUCUUUUGAUCGAUCAACACCUGGAGAUAGGUGUGGCGGGGCUCCGAUAUCGCUCCAAGACUAUCCGACCUCAAGGCCUCAUAAAGAGAUGGUGCGGAGAUAGUUGGAUACGCAGCUGCUGGAUCGUGCAGCCUCUUCCAAAGCCUUGAGAGUCACCGUAUUAAAACGUACCAGACGAAAACCAGCUUUAGCCCGAAUUGUCCUUAGCGCCCAUAUCAGGCAGCGCCAUUCGUACAAUGCACUGCAGGGCCUUUUGGAUGUCCAGAGAAUUUGGUUCAUAACACGCAUCCCCUAUUGUGCUUUUUG
Messenger RNA from Exserohilum turcica Et28A, 494 nucleotides. RefSeq lists its product as uncharacterized. The record is from RefSeq and is a predicted model, not a curated record. Bases 26 to 337 code for a protein of 103 amino acids. The transcript has a single exon. NCBI's taxonomy places the organism in Eukaryota, Fungi, Ascomycota, Dothideomycetes, Pleosporales, Pleosporaceae.